Molecule: messenger RNA, 9608 nt
Organism: Lethenteron reissneri (Far Eastern brook lamprey)
Lineage: Eukaryota; Metazoa; Chordata; Hyperoartia; Petromyzontiformes; Petromyzontidae
Gene: PLXND1
Product: plexin D1
Biological process (GO): positive regulation of axonogenesis; negative regulation of cell adhesion; regulation of GTPase activity
Cellular component (GO): plasma membrane; semaphorin receptor complex
Molecular function (GO): semaphorin receptor activity; protein binding
Source: RefSeq, a predicted model, not a curated record
CGGUCACACUGCGCGCGCACGCUGAGACGCGCGCACCCCACACACACGCGCGUGCACGCGCACACGUGCACACACGCGCACACCGCACGCACACACGCGCGCACGCCAGAGGAAACGUGCACACGGGACAAUGGGCUGUUAGGAAGCGGACGCAGUUGUAAGUUAAAGCGGAGAGAGAGAGAGAACUCACGCCAAACUUUUGUUUUGUAUUUGCGUUCGCGAGCCGAGGACAUCUCUACCCCCCGCCCGCCCGCCCGCCUCACUCCCGUCUCGCUCUUUGUAGCGCCAGUGGCUGAUGCCGUUCUCGUAAAGGAGUGGAACCACAUCGAGUGAUGACCGUCGUUUGAGCGCGGGAGCGAUUUGGCGAGUUGACGACCAGAAGAAGAAGAAGAGAGAUAGAGAGGUGGUGGUGGGGAGGGAGAAAAAAUAAAACCCCGAGGGGGCUCAACAUGCGAGCGGGAGGAGGAACGGCGGUGGCCACCGUCCGGGCGUUUCACCUGCCCAGCGUCUUCUCCAUCACCACCACCACCAUCAUCGUCGUCGUAGCCAUCGUCCAGCAACUGCUCACGCGGUCCGCGCACGGCUUCCACGUGCACGGCAAGUUCCAGUUCGGCGAGAAGACCAACAACUUCGCCGUGGACGGCGUCUUUCGCAAGGUGUACGUGGGGACUGUGAACAACAUCUACCAGCUGAGCGACACGCUGCGUCGAGAGGACAGCGUCUCCACCGGGCCGGUCAACGACAGCAUGCUGUGCCACGCGCCCACCGUGUCCCCCACGUGCGUGCACGAGCGCACCAGCACGGACAACUUCAACAAGCUGCUGGUGGUGGACUCGGAGCAGCAGAUCUUGCUGAGCUGUGGCAGCGUCCACCAGGGCGCGUGCGAGGUGAGGCGCCUGGGCAGCAUCGUCGACGUCGUCGUGAGUACGGAAAAGCUCAACACCAAGAACCUGUACAUGGCCUCAAACCACGCCGACGCGCCCACCGUGGGCGUACUGGUGAGGAUCGACGGCAGCAAGUACGGCAUCAUGGUCGGGGCAACGUUCACGGGGCAAGGGUCGGACUACUGGAAGCCGUCGGGCAGUCCGCCGGACUACCGCUACGAGAACACGCCCGAGAUCGCCUUCAGGAGCAUGAACGUGAGCGAGAAGGAGAGGCUCUUCAGCUACGAGUACGACUCGGAGGAGAGCAUCUUCAAGAUCAGCGGCGAGAACAAGGUGAGGAGCAAGCUGCAGUUCGUCGACAUGUUCGCGGUGGACAACUACGUGUACAUCCUGGUCAACAACAACACGGGCGACGCCAAGGAGAACAACUACAAGACAUCCAUCGUUCGCAUCUGUCUCAGCAACACGCGCAUUCACGAAUCGUACGUGCAGCUAAGCAUCGACUGCGGCGAGAAGUACGACAACAUCCAGUCGGCCUUCGUGAGCCGCGACCUCCUCUACGUCCUCUUCAAGAGCUUCAAGAACGGCAGCACCAUCGUGUGCGAGUUCCCCCUGGGCGACAUCGACACCCGGAUCGCCAAUGCUCGCAAGGACUGUUUCACCCGUCACUUGCCCGUCAUGACCGCCCUGGAUUUCAAGAUGGACAAGUCGGAGACGUGCAAAAAGGCCGGAACGACCUCCACGCUGACGCUGACCCCCGAGCAAGCCAACUGUGGUGGGACUCACAUGGAAAACCUGCUGGUGGUGCUGGCACCUGUGAGCGGCCGUCUCGUCUUCACGCAGCCCAACCUCACGGCCGUAGCGGCGAUCAGGCUGCACGGCUUCACCGUGCUCUUCCUGGGCAACUCCACGGGUCAUCUCAUAAAGGCAGUCAAAGGUGACGCUGGCAGCGGCGUGAAGGUGAUGGACACGGAGCUGCUCGAUUACGGGAACCCAGUUCACCCCAACAUGCUCUUUGACCCGGCGGACAACAGUUUCCUGUACGUCAUGACCUCCAGCAAGAUCGGGCGAGUGAAGGUGACGCGCUGUGCCCACCACACUUCGUGCGCAAGCUGCCUGCACGCCGGGGACCCGUACUGCGGCUGGUGCACGCUGCUGGGCAGAUGCACGUUGCAAAAUAGGUGCCCUAACUCCAGCAUGGCCUCACACUGGGUGGACAUUGGCUCUGGGAUGACUCUGUGUCCUACUCUGGAGUUUACCACCACGUACAUCAACGCGGAUGAGAGACCGCAGGAGGUCAAGGUUCAGGUGUCAGGCCUUGUCCCUGAGCUCAAAGACUUGGACUUGUGGUGUGAGUAUGAGGCGACCAAAACCAAGCUCAGCUACGUAAACUCCACGUUGGCCUGCAGCCUCCCACCACCCUCCAACCUCUCUCAGCUCUCCUCAAACGAAGGUUCCUGGACGGUGACAGUCUUCAUGGUGCACAACCAAACCCGAAUACUGUCAGGCAACGUGACAUUCUACAAGUGCUCAAACAUCGGAGCGAUACAUGUGAACAUUCCUUGCACCAGCUGCACGGACAGAAGAUGGGCCUGCCACUGGUGCGCCGGCGAGCACAGCUGCGUGUCCGCGCCGUCGCAGUGCUCCGACGUCAGUAACGUGGUUACGGAUGCAAGUGCUUGCCCCCGCAUCACGGCCUCUUCCAGCGCGCGGCAGCCCUCCGCGAGUGGGAGCACGACAUCCCUCUUCCUCAACACCACCAACACCAAGGCCAUCAAGGACAAGAAUGUGAAGCUUGUGUGCAAGAUUGGGACGAAAAUCAUCGUAGAUGCAGAAUGGGUCGACGCAGACACCAUCAGAUGUUCUCCCGUAAAGCUGACAACCAACAUGAUAUCGGAAAUAUUUCCGGUGAAUUUGGCUUGGAAGAGCAACGGUGCUUCAGUUGACAACCCAGAUAACAUACAAGUGGAGGUUUACACGUGCGGUGGAGCAACCGUGGACUGCGGCCAAUGCUCGGCCAUGCGUCACCGGCAGCUGCGGUGCGAGUGGUGCGCGACGGCCGACGACGCCGCCCCCGGCUGCAGGCUCAACACCACGUGCCGGCAGCCCAUCGGGGAGUGCCCGGCGCCGGUCGUGACACAGAUUUCUCCCCAGAGUGGUCCACUCCAAGGAGGCACUCGCGUCACCAUCACGGGCAGCAAUAUGGGCGGCCGCUUUGAGGACAUUGAGCAAGGGCUCUUCAUCGGAGGAGCCCGCUGCAGCCCGCUGAAGGAGUUCUACGAAGUGUCCAAGCGCAUCGUGUGCAUCACGAGUCGCAGCAACGUCACCGGGAGCCAGGUGCACGUGCACGUGAAUGGGAGAGUGUCGGAGUCCACCGUCACUUACACAUACACGGACCCCAAGGUGGACAAAGUGGAGCCCCUGAAGGGGAUCAAGGCUGGUGGCACAGUGGUCACCAUCAGGGGGAGGGACCUGGACGUUGGCUCCAGUCUUGAUGUCCGACUUGAUGCGAACAAAUCCUGCACGAUACUCAAUAAAAUCAGCACGGUGAUCAAGUGCAAGAUGCCAGAAUGGGACAGCGUUGGCGAGACAAACAUCUGCCUGCACUGCGAUGACAGCAGGCAGUGCCUCUUGGAAAAGACGGAUAAAUUCAAAAUCAUCGACAACCCCAUGGUGGUGAAGCUGCACCCGUACAAGAGCCACAAAGAGGGAGGACGACAAAUCCAGGUCUCCUUGACGGGCGAAGUCGUGGCGCAGAAAGUGGCUAUGAGCAUUCACCUGGACAGCACGGAAGUGAGCAAAUGCAACAUCUCGUCGUCGUCGAAAGAGCCGAUGAUCGAGUGCCCGUCCCCGCGGCUCAACAGGACGACGGGCAGCCGUCUGCGGGUCAAAGCGCAGUUCCAUUUCGACAACCACAUCAGCAUCCAGGACUUUGACUACUACGAAAACCCACGGUUUGAGUUGAUCAACAAGCCGACGCUGCAGAAGAAGGAGCUAAUCCAGCUGACGUUCAAGAAUUUCUCUUCAAACUUGGACCUCGCGUUGUCAGAGAUCUACAUCUUUGUCGGCCACGUGCCUUGCCUGAGCCUUCAAUUCUUGGACAACAAGGACAGAUUCACCUGCUCCGUCAACCUCUCCACCGUGGAGGACUCGUCUCUGCCGGUGACAGUUCAGGUCGGGCACUACAAGGAGAUGGUGGAAAUGCUGACGGUGGAUAAAUCCAACUUGACGACUGCCAUUGCUCUCUUCCUGGCCCUGCUCAUCGUCUGCAUAAUUGUGUUGGUGAUGGUGUUUUACAUCAAAAACAAGAGAGCCAAGCACAACCUGCAGAAAAUCCUCGUGCAGAUGGAGGAGAUGGAGGCGCAGAUCCGAGACGAAAUCCGCAAAGGAUUCGCGGAGCUGCAGACGGACAUGACGGACCUGGCGUCGGAGUUCAACGGCAACCAGGGCAUCCCCUUCCUCGAGUACAAGCACUUCGCCAUCAGGAUUCUGUUUCCGGAGACAGUGGAGCAGUUUCACACAGUAUCACGCCGACUGCGCAGAAUCCCCGCCACCGACAGCGCGCUCGUGCUGGACCAUCCGCUCUUCGCCGCCGAGUGGAAGGUUCCCGAAUUGCGUAGGCAAAUGAUGGAGGAGGGAAUCGGCAUUUUCUCCACGCUGCUCAACAACCAGAAAUUCCUCAUCACGUUCAUCCACACGCUGGAGCAGCAGAAGGAUUUCACGGUCAAGGACAGGUGCUACCUGGCGUCGUGGCUCACGGCGGCACUGCAGGGCAAGCUCGAGUACUACACAGCCGUGCUCAAGGAGCUGCUCGUCGACCUCAUCAGGUCGUCCACCAACAAGCACCCCAAGCUCAUGCUGCGCCGCACCGAGUCCGUCGUGGAGAAGAUGCUCACCAACUGGAUGUCCAUCUGCAUGUACGGCUUCCUGCGGGACCGAGUCGGGGAGCCGUUCUUUCUGCUGCUCACGGCCAUUCGGCAGCAGAUCAGCAAGGGGCCGGUGGACGCGGUCACGGGCCGUGCCAAGUACACGCUGAGCGAGGACUGGCUGCUGCGCGAGAACAUCGAGGCGACCCCCCUGAACAUCAACGUGUCCUUCCAAGGCUGCGGUAUGGACUCGUUGGCCGUCAAGGUCCUGGACUGUGACACCAUUGGGCAGGUGAAGGAGAAGAUCUUGGACGGAUUCUACAAAAACUCACCUUGCUCCGUGAGACCGCGCGUCGAAGACGUCGACCUAGAGUGGUUCCCCGAAUCCGGCGGGAGCAUCAUGCUGCGGAACCUGGUGGACAUCUCGCAAGUAGAAGGGGAGAAGCAGAAAAUAAACCGCGUGUCCGUCUACCAGAUUCCUGAUGGGGCGUCUUUAGCGCUGAGCUUCAAGGACAAGAAAAACAUCUGUCCGAACGAAGAUAACGUUAAGGACAAUGACAACUAUUUCCACCUGGUGACUCCAGCUGAUGAGAUGAUGGAGGUUAAGAAGUCUAAAUCUCAACAAGGAAAAAGAAAGAAAGUCCUGCCUGAGGUUUACCUCACAAGGCUUCUGUCGACGAAGGGCACGCUGCAGAAGUUUGUGACCGACCUCUUCCGGGCGAUCCUCACGUACCCGACAGAGCAGCCGCCCAUGGCCAUCAAGUUCUUCUUCGACUUCCUCGAGGAGCAGGCGGAGAGUCGGGGAAUUGUGGACCCGGAAACCGUGCACAUCUGGAAGACCAACAGCCUGCCCCUGCGCUUCUGGGUGAACAUCCUGAAGAACCCGCAGUUCGUGUUCGACUUGGAGAAGACCACGCACAUGGACGCCUGCCUGAGCGUCAUUGCGCAGGCCUUCAUCGACGCCUGCUCCCUCUCGUCGCUCACCCUUGGCAAGGACUCUCCCACGAACAAGCUGCUCUACGCCAAGGAGAUCCCCGAGUACAAGAGCCUGGUGUUCGAGUACUACAAAGACAUCCAGCAGCUGCCCAUGCUGAGCGAACAGGAAAUGAACUCGUACAUGGCCGAGGAGUCGAUGAGGUACACCAAUGAGUUCAACACCAACUACGCCAUGUCAGAAAUAUACAAGUACGCAAAGAGGUAUCGACACGAGAUCGUCGACUCACUGGAAGAGAAUCUGACGACGCGCAAGAUGCAGCUGGCCCACAAGUUUGAGCAGGUCAUCGUCCUCAUGGAAGACAACAUCUAUGAAACCUGCAGCGAAGUGUGAGCCCCUUCGCCAAGCAGCGCCGGGCCCAGAGCAUCAGGUGGACCGACUGUGUGGCCAAAUCUCUCUCAAUCUUUCAUUGGUUCUUGGAAAUAAUGCAAAGAAGCGUGACUUAUUUUUCCAAGACCGCCUCUCCGGAAACACUGGGUGGACCGACCUACAUUGGGUGAACGAGCUACUGCCAAUUCAUGCCGAAUGCUCCUGAUCUCAUCGGAUCUCGGAAGCUAAGCAGUGCUUUGACGUUGCUUAGCGCUUAGAUGGGUGACGACCACCGGGGCUUGCCAGGCGUUGUAGUUGUGGAGUUGCACGGCGUCGUCAGGAGAUGGCAUUGUUGAGUGUUAUCCCCCGUGUCUAAUGCGUGGUGGGUUUUCUCUGCGCACUCAGGUUUUCCUCCAAAGAUGAAGCUAAACACCCAAUGUAGCAGGAGCCUGCUGAAAAAUAUAUAUUUGCAUUAGCAUUGCUAUUUUAUUUUACAGGUUGCGCUUUCAUUAUAAUAACGUUUCGUUUUUGCAAAGCGUCGUUCAAUCAAAUUGCAUCUCACGAUCGGUGGGGAACCGCAGACAAGCUGUGGAGGGAAGCUUCUGAAUUGUUCGAUUGAAAGAGCACAUUUCACAGCUGAUACAUUGCCCCGUUCUGUGGUUGCAUCGAAGCGUUCGUGUAACCGAGUUACGCCCAGCGUCGAUAAAUAAUGGGCAGCUCGCUAUUUACAUUUGCACGACAGACCACUUCAACUGUGAAACGAAGGAUUUCACCCAAUGACGUGGCAAGGCAGUGCCGGGGAAGUGAUGAGAGAAGAGUGAUAGUUUUCUGUUGGGUAAGUGAAUUUACUCCACCAUGGAAUUUCUGCAAUUUGCAUUCAGCCAAAAAAGGGUGAUGACUCCCGUCCAAUGUGCUGGGCCUGGUUUGUCGAGUGGUGUGGAGUGCGCAAAACCUGUAAGUCAAUUUUUGCUGCGCAAAAAAAAAUGUAUACACGAACGAUGCAGUCUGCGGAGAUUGCACUUUAGCCAUGCAAUUGCCUUGUAUUGCUUCCUGUUUAAAAAUGCAGUGUUUAUUGGCGACAGAAUGAUCAGUUUGGGAGGUGGAGCUGUGCCCUAGGUUAAUGUGAAGUGCGGAAGUCUGCCCGUCGAAUGGUUCGUAGGCAUGUAACGAAGCAUAAUUUCACGAAUUGAAAUUGAUUCUCGCAGCAUCGGAUCGUGCACGGAAGGAUAAUUUAUUGGUAAUUCACGCACGAUACAUAUGCGAGUGAUAUGUAAAAAGCACACGGUCUUUGUUUACGUGCAAAAAACCAUCAGAAUUUACUGAAGAAGUCGAAAUUGUCUUAGAUCACCAUCAAUAUAAAUAUAAGCAGAAGAGGAGCACAAUGCAAUUAUUCAGGAAAUGCUAAUGAUUUUAUUGCAUAUGCACAAAGGCUGUGUACUUUUGACACAUUUUACGACCUUGAUUGAAGCUCGGGGUGUUUCAGCCUGCACCAUGAUUCUCUUGUGAUUGGGGUUUUCUCGUCAUUACAGUUUUGAUCACCUAAUCGAAAAAGAAAACAAAAUUCUGGACAAAUUAGACCAAUAAAAGAAACCACGCAAACGCCAUACGAUGAAGAAGUUUAAGUAAAAUUGUGACCAAGAAUCGUGACAAUUCAUCGAAUUGCCGGGGUCAUCUAUUGUUCCAUGCCUUGUGAUAAACAAUCUGUAAAAGUACUCUUAACCUGAGGCACUUGCUUUGUCUACAACGACACAGGCUGAAGCACGUAAACAUUACAAACCGGUGCCCUCAUAAUGUCCAGAUGUGGUAGCUGAGUCGUGUCCAUCCAAGGCGAAACGAAGCAUCGAUUCAGCCAGUAAUGGCCAUGAUCGAGCUCGGGAUAUGUGCGACGAGUCGCGCGUUUAAGAGUCGAUGUUUGUUGGUUCGUAUAUAUGGGGCCGUCCAUAAAUGACGUCAUGCACCUGGGGGGGAUCAGACAUUUGUGACGAUGUGUGACGGGGGGUUGAGAAAUGUGACGUCACAUCAAAAUGCUCAACUUUAAAUAAAUAUAGACAACACGUUCUACUUAAUUAAAUAUACUUUUUUAAAUAAAUAUUUUCUCCUACAACAUCAGAGUGCAGCGCCACAUUAAAUACGCACUACAAUGACAAUAGUUUAAAGCGAUUUGAAGCAUGUUUUAUUUUGACUGGGGGGGGGGGGGUGCAGAGCUUUGUGACGUCAUAUUUGAGGGGGGGUCGGACUUUUUGUGACGCCGUGUGACGAAGGGAGGGUCAAAAAUUGUCCAAAAUCGCGUGACGUCAUUUAUGGACGGCCCAUAUGUUGUAAGCAAUGGGCUCACCGAUACACAAUGUGAAACACUUGAUUCAUUACACAUGAAUCAACUUGUGACCCUGAAUGAAGACAAAUUAUCGAGUGUCCAGACAAAUGUUGAAUAUUGGUUGAAUUCGCUAUGCCCCUAUUGCAUCGGAUGGCACGCGUUUAUAAUCCAGCAGAGUUGUGGUAGUUGAGUUGUACUCGGAUUAGGGUUCGUAGUCUAGUGUAGGGUUCUUCACCUGGCAGCCCACCGGCCACCAAUGGCUUACCAAACUAUUGCCUGCCGAGACAUACAUGUAUGCAGAUUAGUGAGAUUACGAGAUAACCCAGAGAGAAAGAGAGAGAGAGAUGAAAGAGCUGGAGACGAGAGCUCCAACAUGGGUGGUCACGUACAGACGCCACGACGUCACGACACCGCGUGACGUCAUGACGUCUGUGCACAUGACACUAUGACGGGGACCUACGUCACGUCGCCUGGCAGCACGUGCUCAUUUUUUGUCACGUGGGCCGUCGAAAAAUCUAGCUGAAGAACCCCGAUGUCGAGAGUUAUGCCCUGUGCGAGACUGCAACUUGCGGCACAGAAAAUAGCCCCAUGACUUGUAUCGCAGAGUGUGAGGGCCCUUUCCUCAUGUGUGAGGAUUUUCCCCGGACGCUCCGGUUUCUUCCGAUACGCGGAAAUGUUUGACAGAGGAACUGGGCAGACAUCCCAAAGCAGGAUGUUCCUGGUGGAAAAAAAAAGAGUAUUGAUGACUACUACCUUUUUCAGCAGCACCCUAUUGCACUCCCAACGCAGUCUUUUAUAUAUAUAUAAACAUUUCUCUACACGUGUAGAAUUUUCCGACAAAUUUGUUUCGCGCAACGAUUUUUGAGACGAGUACACGCAGCCACUGACACUGCUCACCGAUGUGUUUGUGGGGAUCUUGCCGCUGUGUUUGUUCGGCACGAUGAGCCGACGUUUCGCUCCACGUACCGGGCGCUUCUUCGAUUGAGAAAAACGACGGACAACGUGCCGAACAACAACAACAACGCGCCCCGGAAACGCGCCAAAGAGCUUUACGUCCACAACUACAAAAACAAAACCUUACGUAGUGAUAGUUGCUAGCAUUGGUGUGAAAAAAAGUAAAUGUGGAAACGAGGGUUUGAUAAGGAAUGGUGCCCACAGACUCGAGAUUGAAAAUGUAGUGUUUCUGUUUGGGGCAAACCUGAAAUCGUGAGAAUGUAAAUUUCGAUUUAAAGCUUUCGUGA